Symbiodinium sp. CCMP2592 is the source of this 254-nucleotide messenger RNA. The record is from the annotation of a GenBank genome assembly. Lineage: Eukaryota; Dinophyceae; Suessiales; Symbiodiniaceae.
GUCCGUCCUUGUUGACCACCUUGUCGUACCACGCACAGGGCGCCACUCCCCUGCUCUUCAGCGUGAUCACUGAAAACCUGGAGGCCGCGCAGCUUCUACUUGCAGCACGAGCGCAGCCGGACAUUCCCAACAAAAGGGGGAAGACGCCGCUUGACCUCGCCUCUCCCUUGCUGGCCCCAUCUCUUCUGGCAGCACAACAAGGAGUCCUGGCAGCGAUCGCAGAUCUGGCUGAAGCAGAUGUCUGCUUCAUAUGA